UUUCGAGCUCACCCAUGCUCAUGCUCCGCGUCGCGGGUGUUGUCGGCCUCGCGGUCCUCGGCCGCGUGCUCGCGUCUCCGCCGCAAUGUCGUCCUGAGCCUCCUUGGCACAUGCGCGUCGAUGAGUACGUCGUCGUCUUUGACUCGUAUGCGUCCGAGGCCGUCCACAGCGCCACCGUCGCCGCGGCCACUGCGGACCUCCGGAUCCAGGCGCAUGUGCGCCAUCGUGCACCCGCCUACCCGACCGACUUUGUGCUGUGGCAGCUCCGAUCGCCUCUAGCGCCGCGCGGUAUGUCGCUGGAUCCACGCCAUUAUGGCCCGUCGGCCGCCGACGUGCUGACGUCGCUGCGUGUGCACACCAACGUCAAGUCGCUCAGCCGCAACACGCGUCUGUCGCUCGCGCCGCAAUCGAUGAUGGCCGACGCACCAAAGGACCCACUGUCACCAUCGCCAACAGCGCUCGGCGCGAUCAACGGCAUCGACCACGUCGCCGAGCUCUGGGCGCGCAACAUUACAGGCCAAGGCGUCAAGGUCGGCAUCUUUGAUACCGGUCUUGCGCCGCCGGCGCGGUCGUUCUUUCACCACGUCCACGACAUCUCCAACUGGACCGACGAAGACGACCUGACGGAUGCGAAUGGCCACGGGACGUUUGUGGCUGGUGUCAUUGGCGGUGCGGUCGAGAGCUGCCCGGGCCUCGCGCCGGACGCGGCCCUCUACGUCUUUCGCGUCUUUAGCACCGACGGCGCUGUCUAUACCUCGUGGUUCCUCGACGCUAUCAACUAUGCGCUCUUCCUCGAGCUCGACGUCCUCAACUUUAGCAUCGGCGGCCCCGACUUCAGAGACAUGCCGUUCGUGGACAAGGUCGCCGAAGCCUCGGCCCAUGGAUUGAUCGUCGUCUCGGCGGCAGGCAACACGGGGCCGUACUACGGCGUCGUGACCAACCCGGCCGAUCAAGUGGAUGUCAUUGGUGUCGGCGGGCUCACGGCCGACUUGACGCACCUCGCUCCAUUUUCAUCUCGCGGCCUCACCACAUGGGAGAUUGAUGUUGGGUAUGGCCGCGUCAAGCCCGAUGUCGUUGCGCUCGCUGAAAACGUCUUGGGGCCGACGCCCGACGGCACGUGCACGGCGCUCAACGGCACGAGCAUGGCGGCGCCGCUGGUAUCGGGCGCGAUUGCGCUGCUGCUCUCGGCCAUGACACCCGUCCAGCGCCUCCGCUACGGCCACGUCGGGUUUGUCAAGUCGCUCUUGCUGCAGUCGGCGUCUCGGCUGCCGUCGCACCCGCAUGGCAACUCGAGUCUACACAAUGCAUGGCACCACAUCUACGAGCAAGGCGCUGGGCGACUCAAUCUGACGCAGGCGCUCGCCAGCAUGGAGCACCUUAUGGAAGAUCCGCGGCCGACGCUGCUACCUGCGUCGCUCGACCUCACCGACUGCCCGUACAUGUGGCCCCACUGCCGCCAAGCGUUUUACUUUGACGCGAUUCCCAUCGUGUUUAACGUCACGGUGGUUCAUCCCACGGCGGCCGCGAGCUCGUUUGCGUCGCCCCCCGAAUGGCUCCCCGGAUUGAACGGCGAUCUGCUCACGAUUACAACGUCGGGCACGGAGGUUGUCGUACGUCCGUAUACAGGCGCGUUUGGUGUCUUUGUGUCCGUGGCCUUUCCCGUGGCUUCGCCGGUCGUGGCAGAGGGGCGGCUACGGGUAACGCUGACUAAUGCUGGCAGUGUCGACCUUCUCGUGCGCAUUCCGCUGCAGCCGACGCCGCCGAAACACCGCCGCAUCUUAUGGGACCAGUUUCGGAACCUCCAGUACCCAUCCGCGUACAUCCCAAAAGACGAUGUGCUUGGCAUCGACCCGUUCGAUAACCACGGCGACCAUAUGCACACCAACUUUGCCGACCUGUGGCUGUCGCUCAUCGAGGCAGGGUACGCGGUUGAAAUCGCGACUGUCGACUACACGUGUCUGUCGCUGGCGGCGUACGGUGCGCUUUUGGUCGUGGACCCAGAAGAGCCGUGGUUCGAGGCUGAGCACGUCGCGUUGCGUGCGAGCUUGGAGCAUGCCAACACGUCGCUCUUCCUCGUCGGCGGCUGGUACAACGAAGCGGCCAUGGCGGCGCUGGAGCAAUGGGAUGCGAAUACGCUGAGCUACUGGCGACCGGUCGUCGGUGGCGCCAACGUCCCCGGCAUCAAUGCGCUAUUGGCGCCGUUUGGCAUUGCGUUUGGGACGUCUGUGUGGUCGUCGCUGCCGCGCACCGACGGCGUCGGCGUCGUCUCGAGUACGUCCCUCGUUCGGUUCCCAGUCGACGGCCAUGUCUACUAUGCGACGCUGCGCAACAUCACGGACACGACAUCUCGGACGAGUCCGCUGGCCACGCACGCGUGGGAGUCGGUGCCGAUUCUGGGCCACUACCAGAUUCCAGACGGUGGUCGCAUCGUGGUCAUGGGCGACGCUGCAUGCAUGGAUGCGAGCAGCGCGCAGGUUCUGAAGUGCUACGAUGUGGUGCUCGAGCUCCUGCGGUAUGCGACGACCAUGGAGCUGCCGGCGACGCGAGCGGAUCGAUGGGUGCAUCUGGCGUCCAAUCCGCUCGUGGCGUCGUUUCUACCAGUGACAGUGCAGCCGUCGACCGAGCUUUGGAAGCAGAGCAAAGUCAUGGGACCAACCAAGAAGCCCGGUGAGUGUGGACCAUAUAAGACAAUAUUGUCCAACAAGCAAAGCUAGUCGAUGCAUUGUAGAUGCACAGUGUAGAGGCAAACGAUAUGAUGCAUGCUUAGAUUGAGAACAGUUGCAGUCACGGGUUCUGCUUACAAGUCGCGGCUCGCCUGCGCCGCGGCGAGGG
Saprolegnia diclina VS20 is the source of this 2832-nucleotide messenger RNA. RefSeq lists its product as hypothetical. Gene Ontology annotation, molecular function: serine-type endopeptidase activity. Lineage: Eukaryota; Oomycota; Saprolegniomycetes; Saprolegniales; Saprolegniaceae. The record is from RefSeq and is a predicted model, not a curated record. The coding region runs from base 15 to 2714 and encodes 899 amino acids. Gene Ontology annotation, biological process: proteolysis. The transcript is spliced from 13 exons. Gene Ontology annotation, cellular component: Golgi apparatus.